This is a messenger RNA of Lycium ferocissimum, 399 nucleotides long. RefSeq lists its product as uncharacterized. The coding region runs from base 1 to 399 and encodes 132 amino acids. Gene Ontology annotation, biological process: DNA integration. The transcript has a single exon. Lineage: Eukaryota; Viridiplantae; Streptophyta; Magnoliopsida; Solanales; Solanaceae. Gene Ontology annotation, molecular function: nucleic acid binding. The record is from RefSeq and is a predicted model, not a curated record.
AUGGAGAAUGACUGUAGCAGAUUCGUCCAAAAAUGCCACAAGUGUCAGAUUCAUGGAGACUUGAUAAAGGUUCCUCCGACAGAACCGAAUGCUAUGAUGUCACCUUGGCCAUUCGCCGCUUGGGGCAUGUAUUUCAUAGGGCCAAUUGAGCCAGAUGCGUCAAACAAACACUGCUUCAUUUUGGUCACCAAAGACUACUUCACCAAGUGGGUGGAAGUAGCAUCUUAUUCAUCAGUAACAAAGAAAGUAGUCACAGAUUUUGUACGCAACAACAUCAUAUGCCAAUUUGGUAUCCCAGAAUCAAUCAUAACAGACAAUGGGGCUAAUCUGAAUAGCCACUUGAUGAAAGAAAUGUGUGCACAGUUCCAAAUCACUCACCAGAAUUCAACCGCAUACUAG